AUGUUGUGCAGAAAGAGUGUCUGCACUGAGGACAGUGGAUCGGUGUCUGUGUACCUCAACGUCUACGAUCUGACACCUUUCAAUGGCUAUGCUUAUUGGCUUGGCCUUGGAGUUUACCAUUCUGGUGUACAAGUUCAUGGUGUUGAAUAUGCAUUUGGAGCUCAUGAGUAUCCAACAACUGGAAUAUUUGAAGGAGAACCCAAAAUGAUGGAAGAGCUUGCAGAGCAAUACAAAGGAAAUGCCUACAAUUUGAUCACUAAAAACUGCAACCAUUUCUGCAAUGAUGCAUGUGUUAGAUUGACUGGAAAUUCAAUUCCAAGUUGGGUUAAUCGUCUUGCCCGAAUUGGCUUCCUCUGCAAUUGUGUUCUUCCUGUGACUAUAAAUUCAACAAAAGUUCGACAUCAUCGAAUCGAAGAUAAGGCAGAUGAAGGAGACAAUAAGAAAUUAACAAGCCAGCCAAACAAUUUGGCAACGUCUUCUAAUUCUUCUUCAUCUCCAUCAUCCUCUCCUUCUGGCACAACAACCCGCAGGGGAAGAAGCAGAACAAGACGCGCUCGUCCUCCAUCUUCGCCUUUGAUGAUUGGUUCAUCAUCCUCUUGA
This is a messenger RNA of Prunus armeniaca (apricot), 600 nucleotides long. The record is from the annotation of a GenBank genome assembly. NCBI's taxonomy places the organism in Eukaryota, Viridiplantae, Streptophyta, Magnoliopsida, Rosales, Rosaceae.